AUGGUUGAAGUCAAGAAGCCUAGAAUCGGUUUUUGUGGACUUGGUGCCAUGGGAGGUGGUAUGGCUCGCCAUUUAGUAUCUCAAGGAUUUGAUGUAGUUGGUUACGACGUUUACCCACCGUCAGUAGACAAGUUUGUCGCAGCUGGUGGUAAGCCAGGGAAAUCUCCAGCAGAUGCUGCGAUAGACGUUGAGUAUUUCAUUAUCAUGGUUGUUAAUUCUGCUCAGACUGAUUCCGUUCUGUACGACAAAAACGAUGCAGGCAUCAGCGCUGUCGAGAUUCUACCGGCAAAGAGUACAGUGAUUUUGUGUUCAACUACUCCCCCAGAUUAUGCCAAGAAAUUAAGGGAAAGAUUGAGGUCAGAUAUUCGUCUCCUUGAUUGUCCUGUAUCUGGUGGAACUAUAAGGGCUGCCAAUGGUACGCUGUCAAUUUUUUCUUCUGGCACUGACGAAGAUCUUGAUCAUGCUCAUAUUGUCUUAGACACAAUUGCUGAUCCUUUAUACCGGAUUCCAGGAGGACUUGGCAUGGGCUCAGUAGCCAAAAUGUGUCAUCAGCAUCAAGCUGUCACCAACAUUAUUAUGGCAUCUGAGAUAAUGGGUCUGUCCAGCGUUGUUGGUCUGGAUAGUCAGGUUGUAUAUGAUCAGAUUAUGGAGAGCACUGGCGCUACUUGGAUGUUUGGUAACAGAGUUCCACAUAUGCUUACUAACGAUUGGGCAACCGUUCACUCUGCCCUAGCCAUAAUUAUGAAAGACGCUGACAUCGUAACAAGCUAUGCUAAGAAUGCUCGUAUUCCACUUCCACUUGGAAAUAUUGCUGAACAGUUGUACAUUACUGGCACAUCUAAAGGGUUGGCCAAGGAAGAUGAUUCUGGUCUAGUUAGAUUGUACCUACCUUCAGACAAGCCAGGACUCGUGGGAGAUCUCAGAGGCAAUGGUCAAAAGGAAGUAGGAAAAGAAGGCAUAACCAUUCAAACUGUGAUCGAUAUCUUGACAGGUUUCAAUCUCGCAGCUGUUGCAGAGUGUGUGCACUAUGCCGAAAGGGCUGGUAUGAACUUAUACCAAUUCCGAGACAUCAUUGCUAAAGGAGCCGGGAACUCUGCAAUUUUUGAAAUUGUUAAACCCUACGAAGCGGGUUGGACAUUGGCUAAGACUCCUGAAGCCAGAGAAAUUAGAGAGAAGCUUGUAAGUAUUAUUGUACCUUUGAAACCGCAUUCACUGCUAACACGUACUAGGAAAUUGGACUUGCCAAGGCAUCGACAUUGGGUCAGCCACUGCCAAUGGCUACUGCUGCUCUUCAGCAGUUUUAUUUUGAAAAAGUUUAGUAUUAUAAUAUAUAUAAUAACAUAUUCUAGUUGGUUAACCCGAUGA
Molecule: messenger RNA, 1365 nt
Organism: Sugiyamaella lignohabitans
Lineage: Eukaryota; Fungi; Ascomycota; Dipodascomycetes; Dipodascales; Trichomonascaceae
Exons: 1
Coding region: 1-1365 (454 amino acids)
Molecular function (GO): NAD binding; NADP binding; oxidoreductase activity
Source: RefSeq, a predicted model, not a curated record